AGGUGACCUGGGGGCUUGGGAGUGAACGGGAAAGAAGCUGCAAGAGGAGGGAACUUGGUGGGGAGCGAACAGACCACUCGGUAAUUGUCUUCUGUGAAACUCAAAAUCAGUUUGAACCGCUCGUUUCAGCGCAUCUUGUCGGAAAACGAUAGUGCUUUGGGUGAAUUGCAAGGAUGGGGUCUGACUCUCGUAGGUGUGUCUUGAAAGGGAGCCGAUGUGGUGCUUGUCUCGCUGUUUUUGGGCUUUUUGUGUUGUGCUUGCAGUUCGAGCUUGCGGCCUCGUUCCGGUUGACCGCCUUAUAUCGUUUCGACAGAAGUUCUGGGAAAAAGUCCAAGACCGAACCUCCUGCUGCUGGGGGUGUCAAGCGACAUUUGGAUAGUUCAAUGUUGCCUGAUGUAAGUUUGGCGACAGAUGCAGUGCUGGCGUCAGAAAUGAGGUUUGGAUCUAAAGGAGAAGAGCUCAGCUACUACUUCAAGGAUGGACAGCGAAGCGACGGAGGAGUAGGAGAAGGAGGAGCGUCGUCGGGGAUGCUAAAGCUCAAGAGGAUCAUGUACGCGACGUUCUUACCCUCAGGCUAUCCUGCAAGUCUUCCAGACGAGUACACCAAGUAUCAGGCUUUCAACCUGCUCCAAGACCUCUCCUCCAACCUUCGAGGAAUUCUGUCCACCCAGAAGAUCCUCGAAGGAAUGGGUGUUGGUAAGGCAGGAGUCACCUCUCUUGCCGCUACUAUGCAGUGGAUGGCGAGGGAUGGAAGCUCUAUGCUGGGGGGUUUGCUGUUUACUGCGUUUGCGAGCUCAAGCUUCGGAAUUGACAUCAAACGGUGGAGGCUUUUUGCGGACCUGAUCAAUGACGUGGCUCUGCUCCUCGACAUGCUUGCUCCUGCGUAUCCAGAUCUGUUCCUUCCCAUCAUCUGCCUCUCCUCUGUAUUCAAAGCCAUGUGCGGAGUUGCCGCUGGGGCAUGCAAUACUGCAAUCGUCCAGCAUUGGGCUGCCAGGGGAAACAUCGCUGAUGUUGGGGCAAAGACCGGCGCUCAGCAUACAUUCGUCUCUGUGCUGGUAUGCCACCCAGACGGCAUCUUGAAAUAUGAAUGUUUGAUGAUGCCGCAGGCACUUCCCAUGGGGUUUUUGUUUGCACAAGCGGCGAACUCAUCGCUCCAAAGCCUAUGGUGA
This is a messenger RNA of Guillardia theta CCMP2712, 1169 nucleotides long. RefSeq lists its product as hypothetical. The transcript is spliced from 3 exons. The record is from RefSeq and is a predicted model, not a curated record. Lineage: Eukaryota; Cryptophyceae; Pyrenomonadales; Geminigeraceae. The coding region runs from base 174 to 1169 and encodes 331 amino acids.